Cydia strobilella is the source of this 3224-nucleotide messenger RNA. Its product is annotated as endonuclease/exonuclease/phosphatase family domain-containing protein 1-like. The transcript is spliced from 6 exons. Gene Ontology annotation, cellular component: plasma membrane. The coding region runs from base 265 to 1935 and encodes 556 amino acids. Lineage: Eukaryota; Metazoa; Arthropoda; Insecta; Lepidoptera; Tortricidae. The record is from RefSeq and is a predicted model, not a curated record.
UUGCUGAUUAUGGCUGAUCGGGGGAAGUUGUGUCAGCAAACUCCACUUUCCACUUUAUUUUUAGUUUUGAAAAAAUAUUUAUCUAGCAACUAGUGUAAGUGUGUUUUCACGUGAUAAGUGCAACAAUAGUUGUUUCAUUAUAGUGCAAGUGUUCCAAUCGUGUUGUGUUAUAGUGCAUCGCGAUGUAUUAUUAGUUAUUUUAAAGUAGUCUUGAAUUUCGUAUUAUGAUCAAUAUUUGAUUUGUAAGCAACCGUGGCGGUCAGUAUGGGGCAGAGUCCGAGUUCGAUGAGGAGUAAGAGCGGUCGGCAGCGCUCAUUCCGAGGGUUCGCUCGGCGGCACAAACUGAAUAAAUCCAGUUUGAGCCAUACAUUCAGUUUGCCACCGUCGGAGGAGUACCCGGAGCUGAUGAACGUGAACACGGCCACGGAGGAGCAGCUGAUGACCCUGCCCGGGGUGAACCGGCAGCUCGCGCGCGCCAUAGUGCUGCACAGACAGAUGAUCGGCCGCUUCAAGCGCGUCGACGACCUUGCCUUAGUCUCAGGCAUAGGAGCUGAGAAAUUAGAGCUGCUUAGACCAGAAAUUUCAGUAAGCAACCGCAAGCAAGUUUCAAGAGCGAGCUCCUACUCUCAAUCGUUAGAAAGUGUCCGAGUUUCAGUAGAAAGCAAGCUUUGUUCUGUUAAUUCUUCCAGUGUUUUCCAAUUGCAAUGUGUGCCCGGUUUAAACCAAGAGAUAGCAGCAAAUAUAGUAGACUAUCGGAACAAGAAGGGACCAUUCAAGUCUCUAGAUGAUUUAAUAAAAGUCCGAGGCAUGGACGUUCUGAGGCUUGGCACAGUUAAGCAACACUUAAGUCUAGAACUAAGAAAAUGCGAAAGUCUACAGUAUCUUACUAACGGACAUGUUAAUGGUUGCGCAGAUGAAACAGUACCUAAAUCAUUUUUAAAUGGUGUCACGAGUACACCGAAGACACCUCAUAGAAAGACCUUAUCAAUGCCAAAUAAACUGCCUAUGACUUUACCAAAUGGUUUUGCGACGGCACCUGUAAAUGACAUUCUAGAUCUGCUGUCGGCAUAUUCCCACAGACCAAUAGUUGAAGAGGAGUUUAAAUAUGAGCGUGGAGGGAUGAAAUGCUGUAGGAUAGCGUCAUGGAAUUUACAUAAGCUUGAUGUAGAUAAGAUAACAAAUCCGGGCGUCAGAGAGGUCAUCUGCAGGACAAUUUUGGAAAACAAAUUGUCCCUUAUCGUCAUCCAGGACGUCCUAGACGUGGCGGCUCUGAAGAUCCUCUGCGACGAGCUGAACUCCCCCUCGCUACGAAGAGUUAGGGAGUGGAAGAGCAAUAGUCACAGAUGGGAGUACUGCAUAGCUGACCAGUUAGAUAGUAAAAAGUUGGGUUUCCUCUUCGAUUCAUCCAACAAAGGUAUAACGAUAGAGGAUAUGCCCCUGGACCAAGUGUGCCUUCUGAGCGAAGCGAGCGAGAUCCGGCCGCUCGUCAGCGAGCUGGCAACGUUGCGGAGCGAACGAUACGUCACUGAGCCACAAGCGUUCCUGCUCUCCGGGCGACCAACAGUCAUCCUUAACGUGGUGUGCCACGACCGACUGUCAACCGAAGACGUGGACCAUCUAGAGAGGGUCGUCAAGAUGGCCGACCGGUGCGGACUGCCUCUGGCGUUGGCUGGCGAAUUCUGCUGCUGGAGCAACGUGCAGAUUCUCGAAUGCUGCGAGCCGCUACUAGACGAAGGUCUAUCCACAACCAUAGACAACAAUUACUCCGGCCAGAGCUGCAUCCUCUGCCCAGGUACCGACAAGACCACCUUCAACGGUCACUUCGGGGCUAUUAAGUCUGGUCUCAGUCACCUCGCGAUCCCGCGCGGCUGGUCGUGGGGCGGGCCGGCCUCGCCCUACUGCCCCGUGUGGGCGGAGAUCAAACUCCCCGAUUGACAGAUGGACUCGAGGCUGAUCUAUUGUGUACCUUCGGCGGUUCUGUUCUUCCUGCACUGUCUCCUUUUGGUGGUGUUGUACAUGUUCUGGUUUAAUAGUCACGUAUUUUAGUAAGUCGUUAUUUUGGAGCAUAGUUAUUGUAGAAGGGUUGUAAAAUAUAAGAGAAAUCGUGCCCCGAGUUUGAAUGGUGAGGUGGCACUAUGACGCCAUUGUUUUCGUAGUAGCUGGAUUAAUACCAAAAAUAUUACUUUGCUAAUCCGCGAUACGUUAUUCAAUCAGUGCUAACCCGUUAUACUUACUUGCGUAUUUUUACAUGCAAUUAAUUAGUAGCUGGAUUGUCAAGCGUCAACUUAUGUAGCCGUAGCUUCCGCGUCCGUCUAAACUGCGCGAACUUGAAUAACAGAGGGAGGGAGUGUCAUCGUAAACGACAUAUUUUCACAGAAAUUUGCCAUUAAUGAUGACAUUGCCACACUUUGUCAUUGCAAAUGCCACGCAGAGUUAGCUUUGCCUGUUGCCUGACUCUACAGUGUUUUUUCAUAGUCUUUACAACUCUUCUGCUGUCAAUAACUCUUUGAUUUUAAGAUUUAAAUUGUUAAUCGCAUUUGGAUCCAUUGAAUUAUUAUGUUAUGUUAUAUGUAAGAUAUCUUCCUUUUUAAGUCCUCGAUAGAUAUAUGUACAAUCAAUUUUGACGUGCAUCAUAUAAAGGCAAGCGGACACCGGCUCCGUGUGCGUAGACGUGCGUGUGCGCUUAUAUGUUUGAGCCGCGCACGCACGCGUCACGCAAGCGGUGUGCCGUCUCUCAUGAGGAUCUGUAUAUUACUACGCGCACGCGCACGUCUACGCACACGAAUUCAGUGUGCACAGGCCUUUAUUGAUAUCAUUAAUCACUUUCACCAUAUUGCACUCGGGCAUAAUUCAUGAGAAAUGUUAUAUUUGAGAUGUUUUAACAUUCUGACUGGAGUAUGACUUAAAUUAAUAAGAAUAAUAAAUUGUCAAACCGACUAAAUCAUUAAUUUCACAUAGAUCGGAAGCACUUGUUAAGUUAUUCACCUAUGUGUUUAAAUAGUAUUAUUUUGGGAUCAAAUCAAACAUUUUUUUGCACUGAAGUCUAAAGAUGAUUUAUAUUUUAACAAAAUAUCACUGUAAAAUGUACAUGAAAUAUUAUCUGUCCAAAAUGGUGAUUUACUUCUGUGACGUGAUUCUAUAAUUUAAUCUUCUUAUUUUUUUAGUUUUGCUUUGGUGUUAGGUAUUAUUUUAAUGUUUUACUGAGUUUUUUCUGUACUUAGGAA